This is a messenger RNA of Serpula lacrymans var. lacrymans S7.9, 853 nucleotides long. It is a transcript of the gene cyc9, whose product is annotated as putative terpene cyclase. The record is from RefSeq and is a predicted model, not a curated record. The transcript has 3 exons. NCBI's taxonomy places the organism in Eukaryota, Fungi, Basidiomycota, Agaricomycetes, Boletales, Serpulaceae. Bases 47 to 751 code for a protein of 234 amino acids.
UGAUACCGAGUCGAGCGAAGUCGCACAAAAAGCCUCCCGAAUCUGGAUGCAAGUGCUCGAAAACCCUGCUGAUGGAGAGAAGUUCCCUCACCAAAUGAUGGACCUGAUCGUCGAAUUAUCGACGAGGUUGAAUGACGCCGUGUCACCUUUUCAUCGUCCUCAAUUCAUUGACACUAAUGCCGACUUCGCGAAAAACGUUAUUCAAGAAGCAAUCGACCGCGAAAGCGCUGCAGAUGUCGACCACACCCGUUCUGUCGACGCGUACAUGAUCAUUCGCCGACAUACUAUUGGCGUGAAGCCGUGUCUGGUGCUGAUGCGCUCAACCAGACAUUUGUACAUUCCCGAUCAUGUAUUGAAACACCCUAUACUCGAGGAGAUAGAAGAUGCUAUCUUGGAUACAAUCUACAUCGCUAAUGAUAUAUAUUCUUAUAAGAAAGAAGUCGGAGACAAUGGGGCUCUGAAUAAUAUAAUCACCGUCAUCGUGAAAGAUCCAGAGACGAAACACCUGGAUGCGCAAGGAAGCAUCGAUCAUGCUGGUAAGAUAUUCCAGAGUGCUGUGGCCCGUUUCCACAAGUACAGGAGCAUGCUUCCGUCCUUUGGCGAGGAGAUGGAUCGGCAAGUGCAGGACUACGUCGACGGAUUGAUCGACUGGUCGGUUGGUAAUAUCGAAUGGAGUAUGGUAAAUCACCGCUACAACACCUUUGACGACGAGCAAAGUAGACGAAGUGGCGUAAUGAGAAUGGUUGUAUGAUUCAGGCGUGGAAGAACUUUCACCAACUUGUAUUAGUAUUGACUCCUGUGGCGUUUUAUGUACUAUAACAUGAUGUAUCACUAUAAUACCGUACGAAAUGCC